AUGGCUUCGAAAAGUGCAGUUUUAGCGAAGUUCUGUAAAUGUUCGUAUUCUGAAGCUCUUCAUCCAUUAUACGUUGGUAUAUAUCAGAAUCAUAUAACUAGUAUAUUAGGCGAAAAAGCUGAAAACGGGUCUGUGGUAGCUAUAACCCAGGUACGAAGUCCACAUGGAUGGGUUCCGCGAAAAUCUGGUCACUGUGUCAGUGAACUUUUCGUCUGCUUGCAAAUCAUCGACACUGAGUGCCCACUCGACUGCGGAGCUCCGGUAACCCGAGAUGGUAUCCAAACUAACGAGGCAGUUAUACUUCAUACAAGCAAUUGUUUCCAUACGCAUUAUAAAUUAGAAUCGGAUUUCACAGUUCUUAUUAGACCAGUUCGUGUGUUUCCUCUACAAAAAGUUGUGUUGUCUGCAAAAAGCCGUGCAAGUUAUGAGUGGUGCAAAGGUCAUUCGUUCAGCACUGGUAUGUUGGUGGCGAGUUGCAAGCAGAAACUACUUGCCAGGGCUGGAGAUAUGCUUCUUGUUCCAUUGAGUACUAUGACGAAUGGUAAAGAAAACAAACAGCAGGAAGAAAUUUUUCAAUUAUGCUCGAAUUUAGUCAGUCUUGAAUGCGAACCUUGUAAGCAAGGGACAAUAACUGUGCACACAUCAGUGGUUGUUAUGCCAUUCGAAGAAAAUAACAUUACUGAAUCACAAAGUCUUGAAAUCAGCCCCAGUUGUGAUGACGACCUCCCUGUCCUUCUGUCUGAUUUCACUAGUUGCCUGAAUACCGUAGAUUUCACUGCAUCCCUUCUCUGUUUGGAAUCAGUGAAAGCUGUUGAAGCCAGCAAUACAUUUACCAAGAUAAAGUCCUCAAAACAGUUUACUCAGACUGUAACAACAGCAUUAAUUCUGAAACCUAUUGUUGUGCCUCAAUCUGAUGAUCUCCAACAAAUUACCAAUGCUGCCACUUGCUGUACAGAUUUAGGUCAGGUUGACCUAUCAAUAUGUGUUGGUGUCACUCAGAGUACACUGAUAAAGUUACACAAUUACAAUGGUGGAUGGGUAUCGCUGUAUAUGGAGGAAGCAGAGAAGGAAGGUUCCAUCAUUUUGGAAGUAGAGACAACUGUACAAGAGAAACAGAUUCGGUCAGUAAAUAGCAGGAAACCACAGCUAGCUAGAGUGUUUGUUGUUGGAGAUGAAAAUGGUCAGAAUGAAUCUGAGGGAGAUGUAAUGACAUUUCAGGACAGCUGCAUAUACCUGUCUCCAGUAAUGUGGUUCAAUAUACAGCAGCAACCAUCGUCUUUGAUUCAGUGUGACAGCCAGAUUGUUGUGAAGUCUGUAAAUCCUGAUACUUCUGAUAACAGUGAGAGUGUACCAGUGGCUAAAGAAUUACAUAUUGCUUUAGUCAAGUCACCUUUUUAUUCAAUGUACAGUAAGUUUGAUGAUGCUGUCAAGAAACACUUCAGUAUUUCCAGAUUGGUGAAUGUAGAUGACGUCAUAUGUGUGGCACUCAAUAAUCAAGUGAAUUUUAAAGAUGAACAGCCAGAUAAUAACUCUAUACCUGAUAUCAUAUAUUAUAAAGUUAUGAAAGUAAUUCCAGUUGUGGAAGAUGCCAUAAUGUACAGAGUAGAUAUGAAUCUAACAUCAGUAUUUCAGGAGGUGCCAAUUUCUAGCUAUGUUCCAGUAACUAUGGAUAGCUACAUUAAAAACAAUCAUGAUAGCAUAUGGAAAUCACCUUUACCAGCUGGUCUCAAUAAAUAUGUUGAUAUGAUGGAGGACUACUUGGUCACAUUUCUACAGCCAAGAUUUGGAUGUCACAAAAUACUGCCUUGUGUUUUAGUCAGUGGACCAAAUGGUAUUGGAAAAACAACGGUGAUAAAAUCCUUAAGUCGACGUCUGAAUUUACAUAUGAUGUCUGUCAAUUGUCAUGACCUGUGUGGUGAUACAGCUGCCUCUACUGAAGCCAAGUUAAAAAACACAUUUCACCAAGGUAUGGUUCCCACUGAAGAUGAAAGAUUGGAGUUUCUUGAGGCUAUUUUGAGUGAGACUCCAUUGGCUAAAGAUGUCUCUCUGUCACAGAUUGCAAAAAAGACUGCUGGUAUGGUAUUAGGAGAUCUUUGUGCUUUCAUGGCAUCAACAAAUAGAGCAGCUUAUAAGAGGAUUGUUCAGACAUGUUCUUUUGGUAACAGACUGUCCAUGCUGGAAGAGAAGGAUCUAUGCAGUGCUGGUAUACAGGUUCAUAUGAAAGACAUAGAAACAGCAUUAGAUCUCUAUCAAUCGGCUCAUUCAGAUGCAUUAGGUGCUCCUAAGGUGCCUAAUGUGCGAUGGGAUGAUGUAGGUGGUCUGAAUGAUGUCAAAACUGACAUACUAGAUACAAUCCAGUUACCAUUACAGCAUCCUGAACUAUUAGCAUCAGGACUUAGAAGAUCAGGUGUGUUAUUGUAUGGCCCUCGUACAGGAAAAACAUUAAUGGCUAAGGCUGUCGCUACAGAAUGCUCGUUAAACUUUCUAGGUCAUGUUAAAGGCCCUGAACUGAUUAAUAUGUAUGUUGGACAAAGUGAAGAAAAUGUCAGGGAAGUGUUCAGCAGAGCUCGCAAUGCUAGACCAUGUGUUGUGUUUUUUGAUGAGUUGGAUUCCUUAGCUCCGAACAGAGGGAGAAGUGGAGACUCUGGUGGAGUCAUGGAUAGGGUGGUAUCUCAAUUACUAGCUGAAUUAGAUGGACUUAAUAAAGCCAAUGAUGUGUUUGUAAUUGGAGCUACUAAUAGACCUGAUCUGCUAGACCCUGCUUUACUCAGACCUGGAAGGUUUGAUAAACUACUGUACCUUGGUGUGAGCAAAGAUAAAUCAUCACAGUAUAAAAUUGUCAUGGCUCUGACAAGAAAGUUUAAACUGGGUGAAAGUUGUAAAUUAAAGGACAUAGUGGAUCAAUGUCCAAUGAAUUUAACUGGUGCUGACUUUUAUUCACUGUGUUCAGAUGCAAUGCUGAAUGCCAUGAAGAGAAAGAUACAUCAAAUACAGAUAGGUAAGAACAAUAACAAUAGGACUAUAGAAAUAGAACAAGAUGAUUUCAUGGCUGCACUUCAUUCACUCACUCCAUCAGUUUCUGAUCAGGAGUUGAAGCACUUUCAAUUUAUUCAACACCAGUUUACUCAGAAAUGAGAAAUACUUCAAGAUUGAGGCUGGUAGCUGGUAAAUUGUGAAAGGGAGGGGGUAUUUUAUCAUGAAAGUGCAAAAACGAUGAUUACUAAAUGUGCAAUAUGUCAAUUUCUAAAUAAUCUUUUACGGUAUUUAUGGUAUAUUUUAAUUUACUAAAUAUUUUUUAUGUGGUAUAUAACAUUCACCUUUAUUCACAGAGAGUAUAUACUGGUAAUGGGAUAGUAUAAGCUAAAGAAAAUUCAAAGUUCAUAUGGUGUAUUAAUUAUUAAUAAUUGUUGGUUAUUACCAUACCCACCUGUAAUUUAUGAAGGUGUGCGACACCCAACCUUCUAGAUUUCAACAGUCAGUGCAACAUCUAUUAACAAGUUUUAUGUGUUCAUUAGCACCACUUAUAAUUCUUGGUUUCAUAUUCCAAGGUGAACUAGCAUACUAACCAACCAUUUAGAACAAACUAUUAAAUUAAAAAACAAUAUUCUUUUGGUGCAUUAUCACAAUUGGGUCAUUUAUUCAUGGUUAUCAGGUUUCAAAUUGAAUACGACGUUACUACACAAGUUGUAGCUAGGAAUAUCCAUUUCUUAAUACCUCUGUUUAACAACGAGUCUGGGAAAUGUGGUUUAUAGUACAUCCAACAACACAUUGUUAUAUUUGAUUUAUUGUAUUAUAAGGAUAUUGGUAUUAAAUAAAACAAUUUUUGACUCGUGUGCGAAGCACA
Saccoglossus kowalevskii is the source of this 3844-nucleotide messenger RNA. Its product is annotated as peroxisomal ATPase PEX6-like. Gene Ontology annotation, cellular component: cytosol; peroxisomal membrane. Gene Ontology annotation, molecular function: ATP hydrolysis activity; ATP binding. NCBI's taxonomy places the organism in Eukaryota, Metazoa, Hemichordata, Enteropneusta, Harrimaniidae. Gene Ontology annotation, biological process: protein import into peroxisome matrix. The record is from RefSeq and is a predicted model, not a curated record.